This is a messenger RNA of Cannabis sativa, 1716 nucleotides long. Its product is annotated as probable serine/threonine-protein kinase PBL7. NCBI's taxonomy places the organism in Eukaryota, Viridiplantae, Streptophyta, Magnoliopsida, Rosales, Cannabaceae. Gene Ontology annotation, biological process: protein phosphorylation. Bases 192 to 1457 code for a protein of 421 amino acids. The transcript is spliced from 6 exons. Gene Ontology annotation, molecular function: ATP binding; protein kinase activity. The record is from RefSeq and is a predicted model, not a curated record.
ACAAGACAGUGACUCACAGGAGAUAGGGAGAGAGAGAGAGACUGUCCAAAAAGAGAAACUCAGAUUUUACUGGUCCACUCUCUUCCCUUCACUGAACUUAUUUUCCAUCCCAUUUAGGGUUAGGGUUGGCUUCAAAGCUUAUUUUUUCUUUUUCUUUCUUCCUUUAUUAAUUCAAAGCUCAGAAAAAAAUAAUGGAGGCAGAUGACGAGGAGAGAAGAAAAGAGAGAGUUGUACUGGCGGCCAUUGUUGUGUUUGCUUCAAUAGCAGUGGCUUCAUUACUGGUGGCGUUGAGCUACUACUGUUAUAUCCGAAACAAGGUCACAAGGCUCGGGAAGAAGAACCGCUCAAGUGAGCCUCAUUUAAUCCUUAAUCCUCUGUUUGGUAGCAAAGGAACUGCAACAGAAAGAGUUGAUUAUGAAAGUAAAACUGACUUUUCAAACCCUCAAGUUACUACUCCUAUUUCGGAAAAAGGGCUCCAAGUUUUCACCUUUAAGCAGCUGCAUUCUGCAACUAGUGGUUUCAGCAAGUCAAAUGUGGUUGGACAUGGUGGGUUUGGUUUAGUAUACCGAGGAGUCCUGAGUGAUGGGCGCAAAGUUGCAAUUAAGCUGAUGGAUCAGGCUGGAAAGCAAGGAGAAGAAGAAUUUAAAAUGGAGGUGGAAUUAUUAAGUAGAUUGCGGUCUCCAUAUUUGCUGACUUUGGUUGGUUAUUGCUCACAUAGUAAUCACAAAGUUUUGGUGUACGAAUUUAUGCCAAAUGGUGGUCUUCAGGAACAUUUGUACCCUGUUGGCGGUUCAAAUGCUCCGUCUCUAAAUUUGGACUGGGAGACACGGUUGAGGAUAGCCAUUGAAGCUGCAAAGGGUUUGGAAUAUCUCCACGAACAUGUCAGUCCUCCUGUGAUUCACAGAGAUUUUAAAAGCAGCAACAUUCUUUUGGACAAAAGUUUACAUGCGAAAGUUUCUGAUUUUGGAUUGGCUAAGAUCGGGUCUGACAAGGCUGGAGGGCACGUCUCAACUCGAGUAUUGGGCACACAGGGAUAUGUUGCACCUGAGUAUGCAUUAACGGGGCAUCUUACAACCAAGUCAGAUGUGUAUAGUUACGGGGUUGUCCUUUUGGAGUUACUAACAGGCAGAGUUCCAGUUGAUAUGAAAAGACCUUCUGGAGAAGGUGUUCUUGUUACUUGGGCUUUGCCCCGACUUACAGACAGGGAGAAGGUUGUACAGAUUAUGGAUCCCGCACUUGAGGGUCAAUACUCGAUGAAGGAGGUUAUCCAGGUGGCGGCAAUCGCUGCAAUGUGUGUACAACCAGAGGCAGAUUACAGACCGCUGAUGGCAGAUGUCGUGCAGUCCCUUGUUCCAUUGGUGAAGGCUAACAAGUCAAGUUCAAAGGUAGGAAACUCAUCCAGUUUCCACCUGACAAAGUCACCCACAACCCAAGACCCUGGUAAAGUAAGCUUAUGAAAGGAUUAUCUGUGUAAUUCCUUAGCUAAGGUAGAUUAAUGUGCAGUUUUAGACGGACCCUUUUUUACUCUAGGCAUCUGUCAUUUGAACUAAGAAGCCAAAUCAUUGUAUUGUAUAAUGUUUUCUGAAGACUAUAAAGUUUUGGCAGCAAGAAAACCUAGUAAGAUUACCAUAUUAAGAAACAUCAACCUAAACUAUGUAACAAAGAUUAUGUAUCACAAGUGAAGAAAGCAUAACCCAAUUUUGUUGUUGUUAACUA